UAUGGUUUGAAAACUGAAAUAUAGUGACGAUGUCGUUUCAGAGUUGAUGACUUUAUUUCGCUUCUUUAACAGCUCUCCUACCCUCCUCGCAAGAAAUUGGCGGCAACCAUUGACGGAAUCGUUAAUCUUCGAACGAGAAUAUGGGUGUUCACGGUCUUUGGGAUCUGUUAUCUCCCGUUGGUCGUCGUGUCUCAGUUGAAACCCUCGCCGGCAAAAGACUCGCGAUUGAUGCGAGCAUAUGGAUGAUACAGUUCAUGAAGGCGAUGCGAGAUGAACGCGGAGAGAUGGUGAGGAAUGCGCAUAUAUUAGGGUUUUUCCGACGAAUUUGCAAGCUAUUGUUUCUUCGUACCAAACCAGUCUUUGUUUUUGAUGGUGCCACGCCUGCUUUAAAACGGAGAACCGUAAUUGCACGUCGCCGUCAGCGUGAGAAUGCUCAAACUAAAAUCCGAAAAACUGCUGAAAAGUUGCUUCUUAAUCAUCUCAAGGCAAUGCGGCUGCAAGAACUGGCAAAUGAUUUGGAGAACCAGAGAAAACAAAACGGGGAUAAGGGCAAAGGGGUGAUCACAGACAAAGCUGACCUUGCUGGGACUACUUCAAAAACGAAUCCACCAGAUACAAAAGGUUUUGAUCAAGAAGCUUUAGAUGCUAUGUUGGCAGCAUCCAUUGAGGCGGGGGAAAACGGAGGUAUCAUAGGUGAUGCAUCAACAUCUAGUGCUGGGGUUCUUGCAGAAGAUGAAGAUGAAGAUGACGAUGAAGAAAUGUUACUUCCAACACUUAAUAGAAAAGUUGAUCCUGCUGUUUUAGCUUCUUUACCACCAUCUAUGCAACUUGAUCUUCUUGGUCAAAUGAGAGAGAGGUUGAUGGCAGAAAACAGACAGAAGUAUCAAAAAGUCAAGAAAGCCCCUGCAAGAUUUUCCGAAUUGCAAAUAGAGUCUUAUCUUAAAACAGUUGCCUUCCGUAGGGAGAUACAUGAAGUCCAGAAAGCAGCUGGUGGGACAGGAAUUGGUGGCGUUCAGACUUCACGAAUAGCAUCCGAAGCAAAUAGAGAAUUUAUAUUUUCAUCUUCUUUUACUGGGGAUAGGCAAUCUCUUGCAUCUGUUGGAGUGGAGGCAAACAACAAUGUGAAAAGCCAGAUGUCAACACAGCAUUCGUCUACAGGUUCUGUGAAUGGUGUUGAGUCAACUAAUAAGUCAAACAGCACAAUCGAGUCUUUCAUUAAUGAACCCAGAAAGGGAUUUAGUGAAGAUGUUGAGACAUAUAGAGAUGAUAGGGGAAGAAUACGGGUUAGCAAGGUGAGAGCUAUGGGAAUUCGUAUGACUCGUGAUCUACAAAGGAACUUGGAUCUAAUAAAAGAGAUUGAACAUGAUAAAGCUAAACCAGUUGGAAUGUUUAAUGACAGAAUUACCCCUUGUAAAGAAACAGAAUUCCCAAGUGAACUUCUUGAAAAAUCAAACCUUUCCAGUCCUUCAUAUCAGGAUCCAUUUGUUUUCCCCAACAAAACAAACUUGGAAACUGUCCCAGUUAAUGGAACUUCAUUAGAGGUGUCUUUUGAGUAUGAUAAAGAGCAGCAAUUUGUAGACAGUGAUGAUGAUGUAUUUGCUAGUAUUGUGGCUGAUAAUAGAUCUUCACCAAAGCAACCUGUUAUAAACCUUUCAGAUGGUGAAUGGGAAGAGGGAAUGCCUGGAAAUUUAAAAGGAGAGAAACCUGCUGAUUGUUGUGGUGAUGAAAGUGAAGUGGAAUGGGAGGAAGGACCUUCUGGUAAUUUUGUGUUGGGCUCUGUAAGUGAAGUUGAACACAAGGAAACUGAAGUAGAAUGGGAGGAAGGACCUUCUGGUAAUUUUGAGUUGGGCUCUGUAUGUGAAGUUGAACACAAGGAAACUGUUUCAAAAGGUGAGUUACUGGAGGAAGCAGAUUUUCAGGAAGCAAUUAAACGUAGUAUGGAUGAUAUGAGGUGUGCGAAAGAUAUUGAUACAUCAUCAUCAUCAUCACCUGAAGAGUUUCAAGAUGACAAAACAAUAGAUGCCCAUGAUUCUCCCACUGCACAGUUGGAGACAACUACCUUAAAUGAUCCAAAUAUGAUCAAAGUUCAGAUGACAACAAAAUGUCUCCCUGAAGUUUCCAAUAAAGAUGCGAGUGAUGAUUGUAAUUUUCAAGGAGAAACUGGACAUGUGGAUAUAGUGAAUCCAACCAAAGAAAGUGGAGUUGAAUUGAGUAAUGAGCAGCAUGAGGAUAAUUCUAGAGACGAUGAUGAUGUCACUAUAGUUGAUGGUCAACAACAUGAGAAGGAUCCCGAGGGAAGGGAUAGUAAUGCUUCUUAUGAGCAAAGGAACGAUGAUGUCAGCAAUUUUGUUUUGAGUGACAUGAUUGAAAUCACAAAGGCUAAUUUGGAGGAGGAAAUGACAAAUUUAACCAAGGAGCGUACGGAUCUGGGUGAUGAACAAAGAAGGCUUGAGCGCAAUGCAGAGUCUGUGAGUGGCGAAAUGUUUACAGAAUGCCAGGAACUUCUUCAAAUGUUUGGUUUGCCAUAUAUCAUAGCUCCAAUGGAGGCUGAAGCUCAAUGUGCAUACAUGGAACUCGAAAACCUUGUUGAUGGUGUGGUUACUGAUGACUCUGAUGUGUUAUUGUUUGGGGCACGAAGUGUUUACAAAAACAUAUUUGAUGAUAGAAAAUAUGUGGAGACAUACUUUAUGAAGGACAUUGAAACAGAGCUUGGGUUACCACGAGAAAAGUUAAUCCGCAUGGCAAUGCUCCUUGGGAGUGAUUACACAGAAGGUAUCAGUGGAAUUGGAAUUGUCAAUGCUGUUGAAGUCCUGAAUGCGUUUCCUGAGGAAGAUGGUCUUCAUAAGUUUCGUGAGUGGAUAGAAUCACCAGAUCCAAGUAUCCUUGGGAAGGUUGGUGGUAAAAGGGCGAAACGGUCAAAUGGUAAUGCUGGAGAAGCAGAUCAAAAUGUUUCAAAGCCUGAUGAUGACAUGGACAUGAUGAAGCAGAUCUUCAUGGAAAAGCAUAGAAACGUGAGCAAAAACUGGCAUAUUCCUUCUACUUUUCCAAGUGAUGCAGUGAUAUCUGCAUAUGCAUCUCCACAAGUAGACAAAUCAACAGAGCCAUUUUCAUGGGGAAAGCCGGAUCUUUUUGUUCUUCGCAAAUUAUGUUUUGAAAAGUUUGGAUGGGGUACCCAGAAGGCAGAUGAGUUGCUACAACCUGUUCUAAAGGAGUACAACAAACACGAGACUCAAUUGCGAUUGGAAGCAUUUUACACUUUCAAUGAGAGAUUUGCAAAAAUUCGUAGCAAGAGGAUAAGUAAAGCUGUGAAGGGAAUAGCAGGGAGCAAAGCAUCAAAGUUGAUAGAUGAAAAUGAGGAAGAUAAACCCAGUAGAAAGAAGAGAAAGAAAGUGAAGCUUGAAGAGGGUAAAGAUGAUAUAGAAACAGAUCAGCUUCCAAUUCAAGAGGAACACAGAAAGAACAUCAAAGGGUCAGGUGUAAGAGGCAGAGGGAGAGGAAGAGGUCAAUCAGUAAGGAAAAAUGAGAACAAUUUGGAACAAUCUGGAACAAGUUCUGAUGAUGGAAACAAUAGUGACUACAUGCAAGAAACACAUGAUGAACAUUCAACAGGACAGCAUGAAAUACGAAGGUCAAAACGUGUUAGGAAGUCGGUGAUACCCAUGAACAAUGAAGACUCUGAAAUGGAUGAGCCUAGAACACAAGAAGAUGUUGGAAAUGUAGUAGAGCCUUCAAAGGAGGAAGAGACCUUGGUCACAUUAUCAGUUGAUGAGGCUGAACUGGUUAAAGAUUGGUGUCAAAAUGAUGAAAACACCCCUGAGGCGGAAUUAUCUAACGAGUACCUUAAAAUGGGGGGUGGGUUUUGCUUGGAUGAGGACGAGGGAGAUAAGGAGCCUGGAGAAUCUGCUUGCAGCCCAACUCAAGUAUUGAAUGAACCAUCCCAUGAAGUAGGGGCAGAAGCAUCCAUUAGCCAAAAUGUGUCACAGGUGAACAUUGAAGAAGAUGAAGAUGAGAUGAGACCUGUAAGUUUCUUGUCUGGUAUACCUAACUUGAGGAGAAAGAGAAAGAAAGUAUGAGCCAUGAGUUUAUUGUAAUUUUAGUCAAAACAUUGACAUUGGAAGUACAAACACUAAAUUACAUAACGAAAAAAAAAAAAAUCAAGUGAUUCCGACUUUACAUGUGUGAGUUAUGAACAUUUUAAAAACGGGACAGAUUCCAAAAAAUAAAAAC
This is a messenger RNA of Lactuca saligna, 4227 nucleotides long. The record is from the annotation of a GenBank genome assembly. Lineage: Eukaryota; Viridiplantae; Streptophyta; Magnoliopsida; Asterales; Asteraceae.